ACUAAAGUAAGAAAACAAGUUAGAAGUUUUAGACGAUCGUAUUUUUCAUUUGACAAUGUCCUGGCAUUAUAAUAACCCAAUUUCCACGCAUGAAUCUUACUGUAAGUCUAUGACACUGUUUGCUUCCGAUCCCAGCUAAUCUAGAAAAUUUUAUAUACAUAUUGUUCGAGUCUAGACUAAUUCUGAAAGUUCAGUAUAAUUUUAUAUUAAUUUAUCCCAGAAUGGCAGAAUCUGUGUGGAUCACAAAAUACCUAAUACACAUGUUAAUAGACCUUUGAAUAUACUCAAAGCUAAGCUUAAGUUUGGUUCCAAGAAAACAACAAAAACAAUGGAAAUCCUCACUUUAUUCUCCCUCUUCCUUUCUAUCAUCUUCUCCAUCACACACAGAGUACUAUGUGUAGAAACAUGUGAGCUUACUUCAUGCAGUCCUACAGGACCAACAGUCCGGUUCCCUUUUCGUCUAGGUAGACAGCCCAGACAGUGUGGUUAUCCAGGUUUCGAUCUUUCUUGCAACAACCAAAGUCAACUUCUCCUAAACAUACCAUUUACUGGAAAUCUUGUAGUCACUGAUAUUAAUUAUACAUCACAAACCAUAUUAUUUAAGCCCAAAUUCUGUCCUCCCCCUAGACUUGACACUUUUAGUCCUUUUGGCUCUCCGUUUGAUUUUGGUUUAUUAGAUGAAUAUUUUUUUAUUAAUUGUUCAUCAACCUGGUAUUUUCCGGGUUCUUCAUCAGUUGACGUGGUAGAUAAGGAUUGUGUUGGUAACGUGAAUGGUACAGUUGUUGCGUUUCCUGGAAGAUUUUUUAAUGGGUUUAAAGACGGAGGCUUGCCAGAAAACUGCACAAAUAUUCUAUUGGCGACGGAUAUUCCAGUGGGGUUUCGGUGGAAUGCCCCUUUUUGUGGGCGCUGCGAGCGUGACAAUGGGACUUGUGGGUACAAGAAUGUGGAGACCCUGGAAGUUGGUUGCUCUGUAACUUCUAAGGGUGGUCUUUCAGCUGGUGCCAAGUAUGGAAUAACAAUCGGUGCAGGAUUGCCAGGACUUUUUCUUCUCGUUUGUCUCUCAAUCUAUGCAAGAAAGAAAAUCAACGACCGUGCUCUCAUCCAGCAGCGGCAUCAUGUGUCAGAUUUUCCGACAACAAUAGCCCUACAGCCUCCCAGGUUUGCAAUGGGACUGGACAAGCUCACCAUCGACUCCUAUCCCAUGACAGUGCUGGGAGAGAGCAAGCGAUUGCCUAAGCCUAGUGACUCGACAUGUGCAAUAUGUUUGUCCGAGUACCAGCCAAAUGACACACUGAGGACUGUACCAGAAUGUAAUCACUAUUUUCAUUCUAAUUGUAUAGAUGAAUGGCUCAAGCUCAAUGCCACUUGUCCGAUAUGUAGGAACUUCCCGGAGGGAUCACUUGAUAGAGCUGCUCCGCCUCUGUCCUCAUCUUCCUCAUCUACUUCGCUAUUUUCUAGUUAGACAAUAGUUUGUUAAUCAUGUUUGCAGAAACCUUUGACCUGGUUUCUGCCCUCUGUACAUUGUACGAUGAAAAUGUAGGAUACAUAUCCUUAUUACUUCACGAAACUCAGUACUUACGAGUAAUCAAAAUCAUAUGUUUAAAAA
Molecule: messenger RNA, 1606 nt
Organism: Daucus carota subsp. sativus
Lineage: Eukaryota; Viridiplantae; Streptophyta; Magnoliopsida; Apiales; Apiaceae
Product: RING-H2 finger protein ATL20-like
Exons: 2
Coding region: 329-1462 (377 amino acids)
Molecular function (GO): polysaccharide binding
Source: RefSeq, a predicted model, not a curated record